CUUUCUUAGCGUUAGAGUUGACUUUAUGCAGCAUUUAUAGGCUCUAUAAUGUGCUGCUAUCUAUACGUAGCAACUUUAUUACUAGGGCUGUUCUACAUUUCGUUUGAUGCUUCUUAGUAAUCCUCUAUAUAGAUAUAUCUAAAUGAGCCUGUAUUAGUCUCAUGCUGCUUCUGGGCUAGUGCAGCUCUUUGCAUUUGCUUUAUGUAAGCGUGUUGUUUGUAGCAUUAGGAUUUCUCUUUUUGCCUUUAUUAUGAGCAAACUGUGAGUGUGCAGCAGUUGGUAAACUACAAGUAACUGCCUAGUAUUGCUGGGAGUAGGAGAGGCCAUGCCUGGUGAGAGGAAGAAGCUCACCAUGAACUGAAGAUUUCUCUUCCAAGCCCCAGACUGGCACUUCAAGUGUGAAUAGUCCACGAUCAAACAAUCCAUGCCGUCUUCUAAAGGUGCCUACUUUCCUGCUGUUUGGUAGAUCCUCACACAGACAGCUUAGGUUAAUGACUGAAGAAGCCAGUCCGUUUAUCAUGGAGGACUACACCACCAGAACCUAUGGAACUGGGGGCAUAGACAACAGACCUUUGUUUGGGGAGACCUCAGCAAGGGACAGGAUCAUUAACCUAGUUGUUGGUGGACUAACAUCUGUGUUUGUACUUGUAACAAUCGUCAGCGCUUUUGUUUUUCCACAUACCCCCCCGAAACCAGUGAAUAUUUUCUUUGCCUUCUGCAUUUUCUUGUGCUCAGUAACUGGAAUUAUUCUAAUUUUCUGGUACAGACAAGGAGACCUAGAACCAAAAUUUAGAAAUCUCAUCUAUUAUAUUUUGUUUUCAAUUAUUAUGUUAUGCAUAUGUGCCAACCUAUAUUUUCAUGAUGUGGGCAAAUGAAGCGGCACUAGAACAUGAUCAGAACUGCACUGGAAACAAUGUUCUAUGGAGGAAAAUGGCUGAACAAAGGACUUGUGAUUCUUUUAUGCAAGAAAUGGCUUAAACCAUAAAACAAUUUUGUGUUGCACUUAAUCCAAAAGCGAGACUUUCCCCUUUGCCAACUCGGACACAAGGAACACAAACUUGGCACCGGAUAUGUGAAAUAUUCUUUAUUUUGUUUAAAUAUAAUACAGUGGUUUCUUUCUACUAUGCAACAAAUGCCAGUAUCUACUACUUCACAUUGCCAGAAGAGUAAUAUUAGCUUGUACAGGACAAUUUAAGGGUUUAAUAAAUUAAAACAAAAAAGCGCUACACCUUUCUCCUUAAUGGCUGCAAACUGAAGGCAUCACCAGCCUUGGAUGUUGCAAUGUUUAGAAAUAAAUGACAUUUGCAAUGAUUCUGCUUCUAAAUAUGGCGGAAUUGCAGAUAACAUUGACUUCCUGUAUUAUAUAGAGUUGACUAAUGGAAAAAAAAAAUCUGUUUAAAAUAAUUCAAGUGAAAUCUUUGGUAUUUCUUUAGACUCUAGAGAUAGUCAUGGUACACAGCUU
This is a messenger RNA of Xenopus laevis (African clawed frog), 1462 nucleotides long. RefSeq names its product transmembrane protein 243 L homeolog (gene tmem243.L). The record is from RefSeq and is a predicted model, not a curated record. The transcript has 5 exons. Bases 492 to 875 code for a protein of 127 amino acids. NCBI's taxonomy places the organism in Eukaryota, Metazoa, Chordata, Amphibia, Anura, Pipidae.